This is a messenger RNA of Hibiscus syriacus, 1254 nucleotides long. Its product is annotated as protein NRT1/ PTR FAMILY 5.5-like. Gene Ontology annotation, molecular function: transmembrane transporter activity. Gene Ontology annotation, cellular component: membrane. Gene Ontology annotation, biological process: transmembrane transport. NCBI's taxonomy places the organism in Eukaryota, Viridiplantae, Streptophyta, Magnoliopsida, Malvales, Malvaceae. The transcript is spliced from 4 exons. The record is from RefSeq and is a predicted model, not a curated record. The coding region runs from base 1 to 1254 and encodes 417 amino acids.
AUGGUACUAGCUCUUACCUACUCCGAUGUGUUCAACUCUUAUGUCAUAUGGCUGAUGAUGCCAUACCUCACUAAUGUCUGGAAGCUUAAUGAUGCGCAUGCUGCUGCAAUCAUCAAUGUUUGGCGAGGUCUGAUGUGGAUGAUGCCGAUUUGCAUGUUAUAUUCUGCCGAUACCGUGAUGGGCAAGUUUCCGAUGAUCGUGCUGUCCGGUGUAACCAGCAGUAUUGGGUUCGGGCUAUUGUCAAUGUCGACGCCCCGUGUUUUUACAAAGGAAAUAGGCACUUGUUACUCGUACGAGCCGAAGUGCAUCAGCGGCGAAAAGAUAAGUUUCUUCUUCGCUGCAUUGCUUUUAACAGCUCUUGGGAUAUCAGGUCUAAGAUCCUCCCUACCCCCGCUCUUGGAGAAAAAUCUUGAAGAUACCAAGAAAGAAGAAGAAAUCAGUGAGGGAAAAGCUAUGAGACUGCUUUCAUCAUUGAGCUAUAUAAACCCAUGGUCCAUCAAGUUCGGGGUUCCGGCAAUAUGCACGGCGGCAGCAACUGUGGUUUUUAUAAGUGGUUCGUGUUAUUAUAGCCGUGAACCCCCUGCAGGAAGCCCAUUCACUACAGUGUUCAGGGUCAUUUGUGCAGCUACUUCCAAAAUUUUUCUGGAUAAAGCUGCAACUUUUUUGCCGAACCAAUCUCAAGAGCAACAAAAACGAAACCGGUGGAGACUUUGUAGAGUAACCGAGGUUGAAGAAACGAAGCUGGUCGUCCGGUUGUUUCAUCGUUGUCCGUUCUUCAUCAUCUGCGGCCUUGUAUCCGCCGCCGGUCACAGGUUCUUCAUGUCUCAAGCAAACCACUUGAAGCGCAACAAUUACCCUCUUCUAAUUCUUCCUUUCUUUUUCGACAUAUCCAAAAACUACAGUCAUUUAAUCUCAUGUGGAGUCCUAAGCAAGUAUCAACCCCGAAUCGGCAUCGGUAUAUCCAUGAUUUUAGACGCCAUCUGUUGCAUGACCGCUGCAACAGUCGAGGCUUGGAGAUUAAACGUGGUCAAGAGCCAUGGUUUACUUUACAAGCCCGAUGACGAAAUCCCCAUGUUUUUCUCCGUACUGGUGCCUCAGUUCGUGUUGCUUGGUGUCAACGAUGGGAUCUUCGAACAAUGCGUUUCGGGUUUCUUCAAAAACCAGGUUCCUCCCACCAUGAGACCGUACCUGAAAUGGUUGAGCGAGGGGAUUCGAGGAGUGGGGAUAAUCGGCGGUGGUGGUUGGAAAGAUUAG